Molecule: messenger RNA, 2372 nt
Organism: Tarenaya hassleriana
Lineage: Eukaryota; Viridiplantae; Streptophyta; Magnoliopsida; Brassicales; Cleomaceae
Product: phosphatidylinositol/phosphatidylcholine transfer protein SFH14
Exons: 14
Coding region: 542-2251 (569 amino acids)
Source: RefSeq, a predicted model, not a curated record
UUGGUUAUUUUCGCACGAAAGCUCUCUUCUUCUCAUAUUUUAUGGAAUAAGGCGGAGAUAAUAAAACACACGGUUAUUUAUUAUUUCGAUAAAUAAAUAAAAUGCCGUCAUCAUGACGUAAGCGAUGGGAGAACGUGCAGUAUGAGCACAGAGAUUGUGGAUGAAAGCGACAUGUCGGCCGUUGGGGAAGAAUAUCCAGAAGCAGAAGAGUAGAAUUUUGAAAAGACAGAGGGCCGCUUCAAAAAGGAAAGAACCCUCCUCUUCCUUCCCUUCGAUCGUCUUCCCUGUUGAAUUUUUCCUGAUUUUCUCUGCAUUUCUUUUGGUCUGCGAUUUCUGAAAGUCUCACACUUGAUUCGACGUAACAAUCGUUUACGGAACUGGUCGUUCCCAUCUCGUCGUUUCGAUUCCGUUUCGGAUGCCGACUCUCGUCUCCUUUCUAGGGUUUUGUUGAGUUCGUGGCCUGGCAUUUGCCCAACUUCGCAAUUCGAUCGAAGGUCACGCUCUCAAGUUUGUCGGAUCCUUUGGGCGUCUGCUUCUGAAGAUGUCAGGCUGUGAUGAGAUUAGAGAGAUAAUAUCAGAUGCUGAGGAUGAAACACGGUGCUCGAGGAUCGUGAAUCUGAAGAAGAAAGCCGUUAGUUGUUCAGGUAGAUUUACUCAUACUUUGAAGAGGAAAGGCAAGAGGAAAAUCGAUGACCAGAUUCAUUCUAUACACAUCGAGGACCCGAGGGAUGAGAAAGAGGAGAAGAUCGUUCUCGAAUUCAGACAAGUCCUACUUGAUCGAGAUUUGCUGCCUCUCAGACAUGAUAAUUACCAUUCUUUGUUGAGAUUUCUGAAAGCUAUGAACUUCGCUAUCGAGAGAGCUCUCACGGCGUGGGAAGAAAUGAUUAAAUGGAGGAAAGAGUUUGGAACAAAUACCAUAUUAGAGGAUUUCAACUUUGAAGAAUUGGAAGAAGUAUUAAGGUACUAUCCUCAAGGGUAUCACGGCGUUGACAAAGAAGGACGGCCUGUCUAUAUCGAGAGACUGGGAAAAGCUCAUCCGAGUAAGCUUAUGGGUGUGACCACCAUAGAUCGAUAUCUGAAGUACCAUGUACAGGAAUUCGAGAGGACCCUACUCGAGAAAUUCCCUGCUUGUUCAAUUGCGGCAAAGCGGCAAAUCAGUUCAACAACCACGAUACUUGAUGUUGAAGGCCUGGGUAUGAAGAAUUUUACGCCUACCGCUGCAAAUCUCCUAGCCGCCAUUUCUAAAAUAGAUUGCAGUUAUUACCCUGAGACUUUGCACCGAAUGUUCAUUGUCAAUGCAGGAAUCGGAUUCAGGAAUUUGCUUUGGCCUGCUGCCCAGAAGUUUCUUGAUCCAAUUACUAUUUCAAAGAUACAUGUUUUGGAGCCGAGAUCAUUGUCAAAGUUACUACAAGCAAUUGAUUCCAGUGAGCUUCCAGAUUUCUUGGGGGGAUUAUGCAAGUGUUCUAACAAGGGAGGGUGCUUGAGGUCUAAUAAAGGACCAUGGAAUGAUUCUGAAAUACUCGAGCUUGUACACAGUGUUGAAUUAACGCCUUUUCCGCAAAUUGCAAAACCGCCAAUUCUUCAAAUGGAUUAUGAUGCGCUCGAAUGUCCGAGCUCACCCAAGGAAAGAUGCAACGGCGUUUUAACAGAGAGAUUCAAUCCAUGUUCGAAAGAUCCUUUCUGUUCAAAUGGGCUGAGUUCUUCAACAUACACUUGUUUAGCUCCAAUCUCUGAAGAGGCAAAUUGCAGUGCUAGCACAUCAGAACGAACCUGUGGAGAAUGGCCUCAGGCUCAGUUGCUUGACCCGAGUCGGACAGGUCCUCGAGCAGUUGGGUGGUUCGGCACUGUUAAGGAAAUGAUCAGCAGAAGAUAUCUCCACUCUGCACUGAAAGCACUGGCAACUUUUCUGCUGAAACUAGUUGCUCCUUCUCGUUUCCUGUGGCCUUGUAACUGCAGAAGAAAUAGCCAAAUCGACAUGUCCAAUCCAUUGGACAGAAGCCGGAUUCUUCAGUGCGUGGAUCGUCUUCAGAGGCUGGAGAUUGAGUUGGAAGAACUCAAGAAAAAACCCGUGACGAUACCAUCCGAGAAGGAGAAACUUCUAAUGGAAUCGCUCGAGAGGAUCAAGACGCUGGAACAAGACCUCGAUAAAACGAAAAGAGUAGUAAACGACACAAUAUCGAAGCAGCUCAAUAUUACAGAAGCCCUAGAAGCUAAACAUCAACGAAGAAGAAGAACACUCUGCUGCAAAUGAAGCCAUGCAUGAAGAAGAACACACUGCCCAUUUUGCAGAAACGGUAAAAAGAAAAAAAAAACUUUGACGAUUAUUCAACAUGGUAAGUGUACAUAACGUUCAUUGAAUUGAAGUUACUUCU